Sphenostylis stenocarpa is the source of this 2913-nucleotide messenger RNA. NCBI's taxonomy places the organism in Eukaryota, Viridiplantae, Streptophyta, Magnoliopsida, Fabales, Fabaceae. The record is from the annotation of a GenBank genome assembly.
AUGGCGAAAUCAUCAAAACGCAGCAGCAACAGCGGUGGCAGCAGCACCCACUCGAAGAAGAAGAAGAAGAACAAGAAAUCAGGUCCCGAAGGCGUGGCCAUGAAAAUGAAGGCCAACAGCAACAAGAACAAUGGAGGCGCCGGGAGCAAUCCGUUCGAGUCGAUUUGGUCGCGACGGAAAUUCGACGUGCUGGGCCAGAAGCGGAAGGGCGAGGCCCGCCGGAUGGGCCUCGCUCGUUCUCUGGCGAUCCAGAAGCGGAACAACACUCUCCUGAAGGAGUACCAGCAGAGCGCCAAGUCCUCGCUCUUCGUCGACAAGCGAAUUGGAGAGAACGACCACGCGCUUGACGAGUUCGGGAAAGCUAUCUUGCGAUCCCAACGCGAACGCCAGUUGAACUUGAAGCUGAGCAAGAAAAGCAAGUAUCACUUGUCUGAUGGAGAGGAAGAUGACUUUGACGGAAUUGAUUCUCUUGGAAGAGAUGAUUUUGAGGAAGAGAUGCUUCCUGAUGAUGUUGAUGCUGAGAGUCAUGAGAAAUUAGAUUUGGUUCGGAGUAGCUUGCGCAUACCAGGGGAAAUCAAUGCAGUUGACAGGGAGGAAAAUGUAAGGCCUGUUGUACUAUCACUGUUGGGACACAAAACCAAAAAGGAAGUGAUGGAAGAAAUCAUCACAAAAAGCAAAUUUUACAGGGCUCAAAAAGCUAGAGAUAAGGAAGAAAAUGAACACUUGGUGGAAGAAUUGGACAAGGACUUCACUUCCUUGGUUCACUCUGAGGCCUUGUUAUCUUUGACUGAACCCAAUAAGAUGAAAGCUUUGAAGGCUCUAGUGAACUCAAAUGAACAAAGUAAUAAGGACCCCAUACCUGCCAGUCACACAAUGGAAAACACUUUGCAGGACAAACCUGAUGACUAUGACAAACUUGUCAAACAAAUGGGAUUGGAAAUGCGAGCUCGCCCUUCAGACAGGACAAAGGCACCAGAAGAGAUUGCUCAGGAGGAAAAAGACCGACUAGAGCAGUUGGAGGAAGAGCGGCAGAAGAGGAUGGUUGCUGCUGAAGAUUCAAGUGAUGAAGACAGUGAUGAUUCUGAAAAGCCAUCUGAACAGAAAUCAAGAUCUAUCUCUGGUGAUGAUCUAGGUGAUUCCUUCUCUGUCAAUGAACAGAUUAUGACUAAGAAGGGAUGGGUUGAUGAGAUUCUUGAAAGAAAAGAUGAGGAAGAUUCUGUUAGUGAAGAUGAUGAUGAUGAUGAUGAAAAUUCUGAUGAUUCUGGAAGCUCUGAAGAUGCUGAAGAAUCAAAUGGGGGACUUGAAGAUGAUGAGAAGAAUCUUUCAUUAAAAGAUUGGGAACAAAGUGAUGAUGAUGAUGAUUUUGGCGCAGAUUUAGAAGAUGGAAACGAAGAUGAUAGUGAUGAGGACAGAGAAACAGCUGUAGAAGACCUUGAUGAGGUAGAAGGAUUAGAUGUUGCUGUUCAUAAAAGGACAUCGACACAUAAAAAGACAAAGGGAGACAAUUCUGUUAAAAGUUUGAAAAGAGAUAAGGAUUCUUCAAAUGGCAAGAUAGAUUUUGGAGGAAGACAGUCAAAAGAGUCAGACAUUCCUUAUAUAAUUCAAGCUCCCAAUACCUUUGAAGAAUUAUGUUCACUGGUAGAUAAAUGCUCAAAUUCCAACAUUAUUUUGAUUAUCAAUAGGAUCCGGAAAAGUAAUCCCAUCACACUUGCUGCAGAAAAUCGAAAGAAAAUGCAAGUAUUCUAUGGAAUAUUGUUGCAAUUUUUUGCUGUUCUGGCAAAUAAGAAACCAUUGAAUGUUGAGUUACUCAAUCUGCUGGUAAAACCAUUGAUGGAGAUGAGUAUGGAAAUCCCGUACUUUGCUGCAAUAUGUGCUCGCCGCAGAAUAGAAAGUACUAGGAAGCAAUUCAUUGAGAGUAUCAAGAAAUCAGAAAAUAGCGCUUGGCCUUCUUCAAAAACAUUGUGCCUCUUGCGUUUGUGGUCCAUGAUAUUUCCAUGCUCUGACUUUAGGCAUCCAGUUAUGACCCCUGUGAUAUUGUUGAUGUGUGAAUAUCUGAUGCAUUGCCCUAUCAUAUCUGGUCGGGAUAUUGCCAUCGGCUCUUUCUUAUGUUCUAUGCUUCUCUCAGUAUUUAGACAGUCUAGAAAAUUCUGUCCCGAAGCAAUAAUGUUUCUUCGAACUUCUCUGUUGGCCACCAUUGAAAGUAAACAUAUUUCAGAUGAAGAUUCCCAGUUAUAUCAUCUUAUGGAACUGAAAGCUCUCAAGCCUCUUCUUUGCAUACAUGAGACAGUGAAUGAGAUUAGCCCUCUGAAUUUCUUCGACAUAAUAGACAUGCCAGAACACUCCUCUUUCUUCACUUCUGAUGGUUUCAGGGCUAGUGUAUUAGCUGUAGUUGUUGAAACUCUGAAAGGAUAUGUUAAAGUCUUUGAAGGCUUAAGUUCAUUUCCUGAAAUAUUCUUACCAAUUUUGAGAUUAUUAAAUGAGAUAGAAGAACAGAAAAAUAUGCCAAAUGCAUUACGAGAUAAAAUUAAAGAUGUGGCUGAGCUUAUUAAAUUGAAAGUGGAUGAACAUCACACUUUGAGGCGACCACUUCAAAUGCGGAAACAAAAGCCAGUACCAAUCAAACUACUGAAUCCCAAGUUUGAGGAAAACUAUGUCAAGGGUAGAGAUUAUGAUCCUGAUCGUGAACGAGCUGAAAUGAGAAAAUUGAAGAAGCAGUUGAAGCGUGAAGCUAAAGGGGCUGCACGAGAAUUGCGCAAAGACAAUUACUUCUUGCUUGACGUGAAGGAAAAAGAGAAGUCUUUACAGAAAAAAGAUAGAGCAGAGAAGUAUGGAAGAGCUAAAGCUUUUCUUCAAGAGCAAGAGAAUGCCUUCAAAUCUGGACAACUUGGUAAAGGGAGGAAAAGGAGGAGAUAA